AUGUCCACCCACCCCUCCGAGAGCGACAUGCUGACUGUGCGCCAUGCCGUCACCGAAAUCCACUACACGCUCUCUCGCCGUCCGUGUCAGACCAAGCUCGGGCACGAGAAUAUGAAGAACUGGUACAAUAUGUUCUUCGCUGCGCUCGACAAGGCCUACAACUUCCAGGUGCAGUUCAAGUUAAACACCUGGCCACGCUACACCCUCGGCGCCUUCUACGAGUACGAAAAAUCCCGGCACGUCGCUGGAUACACCGAGUCUCCAUUCGAAAUCGUACCCAUUGCUAACACCGCGGCUACUCAGAAGGCUAGGUACAAUUUCGACUUGCACAUAGUCAGUAAUGACCACGGCCAGAUUGGACUCUUGCUGGAGCAGGACGUCGACCUUAGUUGGUGUGACAUUGAAGCCACAGUGACAGACUCACAGUCGACGGGGGAUGGAGCUAACAAGUCGAGCACCACGAAGUCCGGAGCUGCGAAGGGCACCGAGGGUACAAAGAGUGCCGGGUUCAAAGACUACCGGUACUACGAAGAGUACCACUUCUCCGACGGCUUCCGGUGCUACGACAACGGACACAAGAAAGGCAAGGGUCGGGCGACGACGGUAGAGGUGACUACCGAUGACGAUGUCAGUAACGAAGAAGAAGAAGACGACGAGAGCGAGGAGGAAACCCCUCUUCAAGACACGUUCGAUCACCAAGAAGGCAGUGUCUUUUGCGACCCCCACGAUGCCACCGCUGUCCAAGACGAGGCGGGCGACAUCAGCGGCACCGGAGCCGUCAAAGAGGACCACCGCUACGCCGAAGAAGAGGGCGAGGAGCCAGAGUCGUGA
Messenger RNA from Epithele typhae, 831 nucleotides. RefSeq lists its product as uncharacterized. The coding region runs from base 1 to 831 and encodes 276 amino acids. The transcript is spliced from 6 exons. The record is from RefSeq and is a predicted model, not a curated record. Lineage: Eukaryota; Fungi; Basidiomycota; Agaricomycetes; Polyporales; Epitheliaceae.